This is a messenger RNA of Penaeus chinensis, 15033 nucleotides long. RefSeq names its product dynein axonemal heavy chain 5-like (gene Dhc1). Gene Ontology annotation, biological process: microtubule-based movement. Lineage: Eukaryota; Metazoa; Arthropoda; Malacostraca; Decapoda; Penaeidae. The record is from RefSeq and is a predicted model, not a curated record. Gene Ontology annotation, molecular function: ATP hydrolysis activity; ATP binding; dynein intermediate chain binding. Gene Ontology annotation, cellular component: dynein complex.
AUGGAUUUGGGGGUUCCAUUUGCCUCUGUGUACGCGCGCAUCCUUCCAGGAACACAAGCAAAAAUUGAUGAACGCUCAAAGAAGCGUCGGGAGGAGCAGGAGCGCCGUGCCAGGCGAGGCGACACCGACCCUCGUUAUGAGUACAUCUUCCAGGUGCUGUCGGCGUGCACGGGCCUCGCCAAGCACCAGGUUAUGGAUCACGUCUUCGAAGAGAAUUUGCUUGAAGAAAUCAGCAAGUUCUUGAUGCCGGGUCAGUACAACAACAUGAUCUGGUUUUAUCAAGAGAGCGAAGAAACUCCGGACGUCAGCUUGGUUGAGGAAGAGGUCAAUGAAGACAAACCCCCGCCCUCGCCCCUGCUGCCUCAGCCGACGACUGAAGCCUCCCGUCGCAGCAGCACGGUGAGCGGACCGCCCGACCGCCAGGACUCGCGGAGGAACUCGACGGCCACGGACCAGACUGACGAAGGGGAGGCAGCCGAAUCGGAGCCGGCUCGUCACAUGCGGCUUUUCCUCGCCAAGCCGGGAACCACUCCGCUGACGGGCGUGUGCGUGUGUAUGGUGAGGACGAACCCACAGAGGUCGGUCACGGAGGAAAACGUACACAGGGAGGUGAACUUCCUGCUGAUCAAGACCAGCGACGACCCGGCCAUCCUGCUUCGCUCGGUACAGAAGCUCCUGAGUAAGAUCUUCGUGCCGGCGGUCAGGGUCAAUCCGUCUGACCUCGACACCUCGGCCAGCGGGGUCAGUGCCAGGGACCACCUCCUGGCUGGGCUUAGGUCAUUCGCUUCUUGUCUCCAUGUGUCGAAAUCCAUCAUGGCGGAGCGAGUGAUCUUGGCGCCACCUGAGGAGAGGUUUGACGAAGUGAGGACUCUCUCGGACGCCCAGAUGGUCCUCACUCAGCCAGACCAAGUGCAGGCCAUCGAGAGGACGGUGCUUAUGUGGCUCAAGCAGAUAGAAUCGGUCCUGAUCGAGAUGGAGCAGCUGCGGCAGGAGACAGACGACGCAGGCCCCCAGGACGAGCUGGAGUACUGGAAGCGAAGGAUGGCCAAGUUCAAGUACCUGUCGGAGGAAAUGGAAACGCCACAGGUACGAGGGUCCGUCCUAGUGCUUCAGCUCGCGAGAUCCAAGGUCCUCAAGGCCUGGAAAGAGACAGAUGCCAGAGUGACCCAAAAUUUAGCCGAAGCCAAAGACAACGUCAAGUUUGUCUAUGCUAUUGAGGAGUAUUGCCAUCCGCUGUAUCUUCAUGACCCGCCUGGCAUGACGCCUUACAUAAUGAUGCUCUUCAACACAGUCCGAAUGAUACACUCGAUCUCAAGGUACUACAACACGUCCGAGAAACUGUCAGCUCUUUUGAUUAAGAUCACGAACCAGAUGAUAAGGUCAUGUCAAGUCUACGUGUCAUGUCAAGGCCUCGAGACGAUUUGGUCCCAGCCGCGCAAGGACGUUCGGGAGAAGAUCCAACACUGUUUGAAACUUAGCGCCACUUAUAGGAAUGCUUAUCAGAAGACUAAGGAGAAACUGGAAUCCAUCCCGGGCGAGAAACCGUUCAGCUUCAGCGAGCAGUACGUCUUCGGCAAGUUUGAAGCCUUCUGUUGCCGCCUCACCAACAUCUUGGGCCUCUUCGACGACAUUGAUAAAUUCUCUGCAUUCUUCGAGGGACGAGCUGAGUCCUUGCUUCCCAUGGAGACCGGCCUUCGCGAUAUCUUGAAGUCGUGGCAGGAGAUGUGUACCGAGAUCUCGCGAAAACCGUACGACUACCUGGACUACCGAGACCAUCGCUUCGACAACGACCUGGAGGUUUUUGCGGCCAGCGUGAGGGAACUCCUUCGACGGAUACACACGAUGGUCGAGAAGGAACACGAGGAGAUAUGGGAGACGCCCAUGGCUAAUAAGAUGCUCGCUAGGUUUGAAAGAAUAGCAGAGGUGGUUCCUCACUUGGACGUGGAAGGAAAACUGAAACGAAUUCUGGCGCGCUUCCACCAAGAGCUCGAGAAAGUGACGCGAAUGUACAACAAACAGUGUGAAAAUCCCCCGCAGCUCAGAGGCCUCCCACCUGUAGCAGGAAAGAUCCAGUGGGCACGGAGUUUGUUCCUCCACCUCGAGGAGCCGAUGAUGUUCUUCAAAGACCACCCGGUGCUCCUGAAGCUCCCCGAAGGCAAAGAGGCCGUCAGGAAGUACAACCGCAUCGGCAAGACCCUCGUUCAGUACGAGCUCGCUUACUACGAUGCGUGGAGGAAGCAGAGUAUCAGCGACAUCCAAAAGUCCCUUCGAUGCACUCUCGUCGUCCAGCGUCCAGACACCGAGGAACUCUACGUCAACUGGGACCCGAGAAUCUCCACGCUGCUGCACGAGGCGACGAAGAUCCAACAGCUGGGAUUCGAGGUUCCUUACAUGACUCAGCUGCUCUUAAACAGGGCCCCUCUCCUCCUUAAGAAGCGAGAUAUGGUGAAGCACCUUCUGGACGAGCAUGAACGCGUGCUGUCGAAAGUGAACCCGACCGUGGCUCCUCUGCUGGUUCCUCACGUCACGAAGCUGAAAGAAGCACUCGAUCCCCUUCUCACAACGCUCACUUGGUCGUCUAUACAAGCUCAUAGUUUCUUCGAACAGGGAUUUGCGGCGAUACAAACCUUUCAGAUACUUAUUGACAGGGUCAAUGACAUCCUCCAACAUCGCAUGGAGGGUGUGCUGGCUGCCAUGACCGGGGUUCGUCUUUACAUCCUACCUGACACGAGUCCUUGGACCUUAGAUCUGUUCGUUCAUAAUACUUGGCUCACCUGUUGUCAAGCCGCCCAGGAUAUUUGGGUACGAGGGAAAGUAUCAUGGCGGUCACAUGAGUACGCAGCAGCUCUUGUUGCCUUUGGUUAUCAGAAGCGAAGGAAUGUGUUCGAAUUGAACAGCCGAAGCAGAGUGGUCGAAGAUGCUGUCCUGGAGUUGAUCGACCUCGUCCUGAUGGGGGUCGAGAGCGGGGCUGAAGGUCAACACACGUUCCUCACCAUUGAUGACCUUGAUGAUGCCGGUGACCUUGACGAUUCGCGAUCAGGUAGGCGCCUUAAGGAGAAGGUGGAAGCAGCUGCGAGGGACUUACGUAAGACUUACCACCGGCGCGUGCUGGACGUUCUGGUGAAGUCCGUCCGUGGUGCCCUGGACUCCAUACGAAAGCAUACGAGUGUGACAGCCAACCGCUCACAGGGCGAAAUGAGCAGCCGCGGACACGCCGCAAGUGAGCUGGAAAUCGGCCUGAACGUCCCUCUGGUGGAGCUAAGUGCGUCCCUGGUGUCCCCGGGUGUCCAGGUGUCCCCGAGCCUCGAGGAAGUGCAGGAAACCAUUAAUAAGGUGGCCAAAAUCAUCCUCUCGACGGCCAAAGGAGUCUCGCAGUGGGUCCGCUGUCGCAAGGAGGAUGCGGGGGAGCCACAGCGCGCCGAGCUGACUCCGUCCGCGCGCCGCCGAGCGUGGAGGAACCGCAGUGACGUCAUGGAGGUCCCCGCGAUGUCCAAGAACUACUACACGCACGUCCUCGAGAGUAAAGAUGUCUCGAAGGUCAUGAGUCACAUGGCCAACUCGUUCCAGGCGACGAGGAACGAGGUCCACCACACUUUCGCCGCUUGGGACCGAUAUCACCAUCUGUGGCGAACGGAAAAGGAGCAGGCCAUCCGGGACUUUACGAGCCACUCCCCCUCGCUGCAGGAUUACGAUAGGAAACUCACAAGCUUCGUCAACUUGGAUAAGCAGAUACGCCGGGAGCCUGCUCGGUAUCGGGUGGGGGCGCUGGCUAUUAGCACGGACAACCUCAAGAGCGCCCUCGUGAAGGAAACCUCCCUAUGGGUCGACAAGUACGGCGAGUCCCUGAAGACGACCUACAUGAAGGAGAUGGAGCGCCUCUUCGCCCAGCUGAACGAGCUCUCCAGACGUCUCGAACGCCCUCUCAAGGACCUCGAUGAUAUCAAGAGCGCCAUUGACAUCCUCAGGAAGACUCGUGACUUGGAGCUUGAUAUGGACGAUGCUAUUGAUCCGAUCGAGGAAUCUUUCGGCUUGCUAGUGAAGUACGAACUCGGACUGACCCAAGAAGAGGCCGAGAGAGUCGACAACUUACGCUUUACUUGGCAGAAGGUUCUCGCACAGGCAGUCGAAGUCCAGAAUCUUCUGUCACGCGUCCAGCCCUACUUCAGGAACGAACUGAUCCACAACGUUGCACAGUUCAAGAAAGAUUGCAACAAGUUCGUCCACGACUAUCGAGCUCAGGGCCCGAUGGUGCCUGGACUGGACCCGCGGGAUGCUUCCGACAGACUCAUUAUUGCUCAGAACCGCUUCGAUACCCUGUGGCGAAAGCACUCCAGCUAUUCCGUGGGCGAGGAGCUGUUCCGUCUUCCUCGUUCAGAGUUCCCCGAACUGGGGCAGAUCCGCAAGGAACUCAACCUCCUCCAGAAGCUCUAUAAACUUUAUAAUGACGUCAUCGAUCGCGUGAGCUCUUAUUAUGACAUCCCUUGGGGCGAAGUCAACAUCGAGGAUAUCAAUAAUGAACUAAUGGAGUUCCAAAACAGAUGCCGAAAACUCCCGAAGGGCCUGAAGGAAUGGCCGGCCUUCAACACCCUCAAGAAGACCAUCGACGACUUCAACGACAUGUGCCCUCUCCUCGAACUCAUGUCCAACAAAGCCAUGAAGCCGCGUCAUUGGCAGCGCAUCGCAGAAGUCAUCAGCAGGCCGCUGGAGGUGGACAGCGACAACUUCUGCCUCAGGAACAUCAUGGACACUCCCUUGCUGCAGUUCAAGGAGGAUAUCGAGGACAUUUGCAUAUCCGCCGUGAAAGAGAAGGACAUCGAAGCCAAGCUGAGAAUCGUGACCAACGAGUGGGCCGGACAUGACCUCACUUUUUCGACCUUCAAGAACCGAGGGGAGCUGUUGCUGCGCGGGGAUACCACGGCCGAGGUCAUCACGCAGCUGGAGGACUCGCUCAUGAUCCUUGGCUCUCUGCUCUCGAACAGGUACAACGCCCCAUUCCGAAAGCAGAUCCAGAAAUGGGUGAGCGACCUGUCCAACACCAACGAGAUUCUGGAGAGGUGGCUCUUCGUCCAGAAUCUGUGGGUGUAUCUCGAGGCCGUGUUUGUGGGUGGAGACAUCGCCAAACAACUGCCAAAGGAAGCCAAGAGAUUUUACGUAAUUGACAAGAACUGGCAAAAAAUUAUGGCAAGAGCGCAUGACAACCCGAACGUAGUGACGUGUUGCGUGGGAGAUGACAUGCUGAAGCAGCUGUUGCCAUAUCUGCAAGACCAGCUAGAGGUUUGCCAGAAGAGCCUCUCGGGAUAUUUAGAGAAAAAACGGCUGAUGUUCCCGCGCUUUUUCUUCGUCUCGGACCCCGCGCUGCUCGAGAUUCUUGGCCAAGCUUCGGACUCUCACACCAUCCAGGCGCAUCUUCUCUCCAUCUUCGACAACACCAAGACCGUCCGUUUCCAUGACCAGGAUUACGACCGAAUAGUUGCUAUUUCGUCGUCGGAGGGGGAGGUUGUGCAGCUCGAGAAGUCGAUCCGCGCCGAAGGAAGCGUGGAGCUGUGGCUGAUGAAACUGCUGCAGAUGUCCCAGCAGUCUGUCCACGGGAUCAUCAGGCAAGCCCAUCACGUGAUACAGGACCCGGAUCUAAACGUCCUACGCUUUCUGGAGCAAUUUCCAGCUCAGGUGGGAAUCCUGGGUCUGCAGAUGAUCUGGACACGUGACUCGGAAAUGGCCCUGACGCAAGCACGAGCCGAUCGCCGAGUCAUGCCGGAGAUGAACAACCGUUUCCUCGACCUGCUCAACCUGCUCAUCAACCAGACGACCCGCGACCUGGAACCUGUGCAGAGGACGAAGUACGAGACCCUCAUCACCAUCCACAUCCACCAGAGGGACAUCUUCGAUAGCAUGUGUCGAAACAACGUGCGUUCUGUGAUGGACUUCGAUUGGCUGCGUCAGAGUCGUGUGUAUUUCAGAGAGGAUGUCGAUAAAACGAACAUUGUCCUCACUGACGUUACCUUCCUUUAUCAAAACGAGUUCGUUGGUUGUACGGAGCGACUCGUUAUCACGCCGUUGACAGACAGGUGCUACAUUACGCUGGCCCAGGCGCUGAGCAUGAGCAUGGGCGCCUGUCCCACGGGGCCGGCAGGAACGGGCAAGACGGAGACGACCAAGGACAUGGGCAAGACUCUCGGCAAGUAUGUAGUCGUCUUCAACUGCUCGGAUCAGAUGGACUACCGUGGCCUUGGAAGAAUUUAUAAAGGCCUAGCACAGUCGGGGUCAUGGGGUUGCUUCGACGAGUUCAACCGCAUCGCCCUGCCCGUCCUGUCCGUGGCCGCCCAGCAGAUCGCCGUCGUCCACGCCUGCAAGAAGGAGCGUCGGAAAAACUUCACUUUCACUGAUGGUGACACUAUUAACAUGAACCCUGAAUUCGGCAUUUUCCUCACCAUGAACCUGGGCUAUCACGGCAGGCAAGAACUCCCGGAGAACCUAAAGAUCCAGUUCCGGAACGUGGCCAUGAUGGUGCCCGACCGACAGAUCAUCAUCCGGGUGAAGCUCGCGUCCUGUGGCUUCCUGGAGAACAUCACCCUUGCGAGGAAGUUCUUCACGCUAUACAAGCUGUGCGAGGAACAGCUGACGAAGCAGGUCCACUAUGACUUCGGCUUGAGGAACAUCCUGUCCGUCCUUCGUACUCUAGGAGCAGCCAAGCGAGCCAAUGCCAAGGACUCCGAAUCCACCAUCGUCAUGAGGGUUCUCAGAGACAUGAAUUUAUCGAAACUUGUUGACGAAGACGAGCCGCUGUUUAUGUCGCUCAUCGAUGACCUGUUCCCGAGCAUGACGCAGGAGAAAGGUUAUUACAACCAGCUCCAACCUACCAUCGCGGACCUCGUCUGUGAGCUCGGUUUGGUGAAUCACCCUCCGUGGCAGCUCAAGCUCAUUCAGCUCUACGAGACGCAGCGAGUCCGUCACGGCAUGAUGACGCUGGGUCCGAGCGGCGCCGGGAAGACCUCCUGCAUCCACGUCCUCAUGCGCGCCCUCACCAAGAUGGGCCAGCCGCACAGAGAGCUGCGGAUGAACCCAAAGGCGAUCACGUCGGCGCAGAUGUUCGGGCGACUGGACGUGGCGACUAACGACUGGACGGAUGGCAUCUUCUCGACUCUCUGGAGGAAGACCCUCAGGGCCAAGAAAGGAGAGCACAUCUGGCUGGUCCUCGAUGGCCCCGUCGACGCCAUAUGGAUCGAGAACCUGAAUUCCGUCCUGGAUGACAACAAGACCCUGACCCUGGCCAACGGAGACAGGAUCCCGAUGUCCCCGUGCUGCAAGGUCAUCUUCGAGCCGGCGAAUAUCGAUAACGCGUCCCCGUCGACGGUGUCCAGGAACGGCAUGGUCUACAUGAGUUCCUCCGGCUUGGACUGGGAGCCGCUUCUCCAGGCUUGGCUCCGGACGAGGCCUCAUCACGAGCAUUCAGUCAUCACAGACCUGUUCUCGAAUAACUUCCUCAAAAUAUUCACUUGGGCCAAACAGAAUCUCCAGCUGUGUCUGCCUGUUCUUCAAGUGAACGUUAUCUCGCAGGCCUUAAGUCUCUUGGAGGGCCAACUCCCCGACGUGGAUGACCUGCUGGACGACCCCAUCCUCCGCCGCCGCCGCAGCAGUCGCCGCCGCUCCUCCGCCUGGGUUAGAAACACAGGCAUGGAGACCCCAGAGGACACUUCCAAUAGCUUCUCUCCCGUAGAGACUCCUCGGUCGCCUUUCUUCGACGACGAACCCCAAUCGACGACGAGGGUGCUAGAGGGUCUUCUGCCCGACGAGGAACAGGCGCAGAGCCACCACCGUCGAGACCCUGAUUCCGAAGUCGAGGAAAUUCAGACUGAACAAGCGCCCAUUGAAGAGCACAUUCAACGGCUGUUUGUGUUCUCAAUCAUGUGGAGCAUUGGAGCAUUUAUGGAGUUGCCGGAUCGUGCAAAACUUGAGCAAUAUAUUCGCAAGGAGCAUCUGAGCCUGGACCUACCCGAAGGGAGAGGUCCUUCGGAUUCCAUAUUUAACUACAAAGUUGAUGAAAAUGGUUGGUGGCAGCACUGGGAAACUCGGGUCAGUGAGUACGUCUACCCCGACACUGGCACUCCCGAUUACACUUCGAUUCUCGUGCCUAAUGUCGACAACGUUAGGAUGGACUUCCUCAUACAUGUCGUGGCUCAGCAAGGAAAGGGCGUGUUAGUGAUCGGCGAGCCAGGGUCAGCCAAGACCGUCACCCUCAACGCCUUCAUGAAGAAAUACAACCCCGAGGACCACCUCUGCCGCAACUUCAACUUCUCCUCGGCCUCCACGCCUCUCUAUUUCCAGAGGACGAUCGAAAGCUACAUUGACAAGAGAAUGGGAAGCACCUACGGACCGCCAGCUGGCAAGAAAAUGACAGUAUUAAUUGACGAUCUGAACAUGCCUCAUAUCAACAGCUGGGGAGACCAGCCCACCAAUGAGAUCGUGCGCCAGACCAUGGAGAUGGGUGGGUUCUACAGCCUCGAGAAACCGGGGGAUUUUAUUCACAUUGUGGACUUGCAGUUUUUGGCAGCUAUGGGACACCCAGGCGGCGGCAGGAACGACAUCCCCCCUCGCUUGAAACGCCACUUCUGCAUCUUCAACUCCACCAUUCCGUCGGAGUCUUCCAUCGACAAGAUUUUCGGAGUAAUCGCCCGAGGACACUUCAGCGCCAAGAGGGGCUUCAACCAGGAGAUUCGAGACAUGUUGGAGAAGGUCAUACCGCUCACGAGGAAGCUGUGGGCGCAUACGAAGAGCAAGCUUCUCCCAACGCCAGCCAAGUUCCAUUACGUCUUCAACCUCCGUGAUUUGUCGCGCAUCUGGCAGGGGAUGAUCGGUGCCACGUCCAACGUAAUAUGCACGAGUGACACCUUAUUGGCUCUCUGGCGCCACGAGUGUUGCCGGGUGAUAGCAGAUCGCUUCACGACGCCUAAGGACGUGCGCUGGUUCGAGGACUCGAUGGUGGCGCUGGCGAAGCAGGAACUGGGGCCGAGCCUGACCAUGAAGAUUUCUCAGACGCAUUACUUCGUCGAUUUCCUGAGAGACGCCCCAGAACCCACGGGCGACGAAGGGGAAGACCUGGACAUGGAGAUGCCGAAGGUGUACGAGCCCAUCCCGUCCUUCACCGCCCUCGAGCAGCGCCUGCAGAUGUUCCUGUCGCAGUACAACGAGAUCAUUCGCGGCGCCGGCAUGGACCUCGUGUUCUUCAAGGACGCUAUGAUCCACCUGACGAAGAUCUCUCGCAUCAUCCGCAACCCCGGAGGCAACGCACUCCUCGUCGGCGUCGGAGGCUCGGGCAAGCAGUCGCUCACGAAAUUGGCUUCGUUUAUCGCCGGCUAUAAAACUUUCCAAAUUACUCUCACAAGGUCUUACAAUACAACGAAUCUCCUGGAAGACUUAAAAGUUUUGUUCAGGACGUGUGGCAUCCAAGGCAAAGGCACCACUUUCAUUUUCACUGAUCAGGAUGUGAAGGAAGAAGGCUUUCUGGAGUAUCUGAACAACGUCCUUUCGUCGGGCAUGGUGAGCAACCUGUUCAACCGCGACGAGCAGGACGAGAUCGUGAGCGAGCUGAUCCCCGUUAUGAAGAGGGAGCACCCACGCCGCCCUCCCACGCCCGAAAACGUCAUGGAUUUCUUCAUCACGCGAACGAGGCAGAACCUACACGUUGUCUUGUGCUUUUCUCCGGUCGGAGAGAAAUUCCGGACCCGCGCGCUCAAGUUCCCGGGCCUGAUCAGCGGCUGCACCAUCGACUGGUUCCAGCCGUGGCCGAAGGAGGCGCUGGUGGCGGUGGCGUCGCACUUCCUCGAGGACUACGACAUCAUCUGCUCGGACGACACGAAGAGCAGUCUGGUCAAGAGCAUGGGCUCCAUCCAUGACAACGUGGCGCAGCUGUGUUCGGAUUACUUUCUGAGAUACCGCCGCGCAGCUCACGUCACCCCGAAGUCCUUCCUUUCCUUCAUCAGCAUCUACAAGAAAAUCUACAACGAAAAGCGCGAGGACAUCGGGGACUCCGCGACAAGGAUGACCUCCGGCUUGGACAAACUGCAGGAGGCCUCCCAGGCGGUGCAGAGACUCAGGGAGGAGCUCUUCGUGAUGGAGGAGGAGCUAGCCGUGGCCUCGGAGAAGGCUGAGAAGAUCUUGGUCGAGGUGACGAGGCGCGCGCGGGAGGCCGAGACCAUCAAGACCGAGGUGGAGAAAGUGCGAGACAAGGCCCAGGCGCUCGUCGACGACAUCGCCAAGGACAAGUCGAUCGCCGAGGAGAAGCUGGAGGCUGCGAGGCCGGCGCUGGAGGAGGCCGAGGCGGCGCUUAACACCAUCAAGCCGGCGCAUAUCGCCACAAUCCGCAAACUAGGUCGACCUCCUCACCUUAUCAUGCGAAUUAUGGACUGCGUGUUGCUACUGUUCCAGCGCCGACUGCAGCCUGUCAAAGCCGACCCCGUGGCAGCCUGCCCCAAACCCUCAUGGCCUGACAGUCUCAAGAUGAUGGCCAGCACGACGUUCCUCCUGUCGCUGCAGAACUUCCCCAAGGACACCAUCAACGACGAGGUGGUGGAGCUGCUGGAGCCCUACUUCGACAUGGAGGACUACGACAUGGAGACGGCGAAGAGGGUGUGCGGCGACGUGGCGGGCCUCCUGUCGUGGACCCGCGCCAUGGCUGUCUUCUUCGGCGUCAAUAAGGAGGUCCUGCCGCUGAAGGCCAACCUCGCCCUACAAGAAGCCCGCCUGCGUGUGGCCAUGGCGGACCUGGAGCGAGCGCAGGCCGAACUGGACGAGAAGGAACGCGAACUCGACGUCGUGCGCGGUCAGUACCAAGUGGCUCUGGCUGAGAAACAGAAGCUGAUCGAUGCCGCUGACGUCUGCAGGAGGAAGAUGCAGGCAGCGGCCACCCUCAUCAACGGCCUGGCUGGGGAGAAAGUUCGCUGGACGGAACAGAGUAAAGCUUUUCGGGAGCAGCUGGGCCGCCUGGUGGGCGACGUGCUGGUGACCACGGCCUUCCUCUCGUACGCCGGGCCCUUCAACCAGGAGUACAGGACCAGGAUGACGUCCAGCUGGAGGGAGAUGCUCGACACGAGGAAGAUACCUUACACCGGCGCCCUGGAUAUUACUACGUGGCUUGUUGAUAAUGCAACUGUAUCUGAGUGGAAUCUGCAAGGCCUCCCUAACGAUGAACUGAGCAUCCAGAACGGCAUCAUAGUUAGCAAGGCUUCCUGCUACCCUCUGCUCAUAGAUCCUCAGGGACAGGGCAAAAUCUGGAUCAAAAAUCGGGAAUCUUCUAAUGAGUUGCAGAUUUCUUCGCUGAACCACAAGUACUUCCGCACGCACCUCGAGGACUCCUUGUCUCUCGGGCGGCCGCUGCUCAUCGAGGACGUCGCUGAGGAACUGGACCCUGUCUUGGACAACCUCCUCGAGAGAAACUUCAUCAAGUCGGGAUCGAUACUGAAGGUUCUCGUCGGCGACAAGGAGUGCGACGUGAUGCCCGGCUUCAUGCUCUACAUCACGACGAAGCUGCCCAACCCCGCCUACACCCCGGAGAUCUCGGCGAAGACAUCGAUCAUUGACUUUACGGUCACGGUGCACGGCUUGGAGGACCAGCUGUUGGGCCGAGUGAUUCGCACGGAGAAGAGCGACCUGGAGAGCGAGCGCGUGGCUUUGAUCGAGGAGGUGAUGGAGAACAAGAGGAGGAUGAAGGAGCUCGAGGAUAACCUUCUGUAUCGUCUUACUUCGGUCAAGGGAUCCUUGGUAGACGACGAAGACCUGAUCAUGGUGUUGCAAGACACGAAGUCAACCGCGCAGGACGUGAGCACCAAGUUGCAAAUUGCAUCGGAGACGGAGAGGAAGAUCAACGGCGCUCGGGAGGAGUAUCGCCCUGUGGCAACACGCGGCUCGAUCCUCUAUUUCCUCAUCACUGACAUGGCGGCGGUCAACUGCAUGUACCAGACCUCCCUCAGGCAGUUCCUGGUGCUCUUCGAUAUGUCCAUGACGAAAUCAGACCGCAGUAACACGUCCAAAGGGCGAAUCAACAACAUCAUCAAAUUCCUGACGUUGCAAGUGUGGCGGAAUGCCUGUCGGGGCUUCUACGAGAGGCAUAAGUUCCUUUUCACGCUCCUCCUGGCGAUGAAGAUUGAUCUGCAGUCGGGUCACAUCGGGCAUCAUGAGUUUAUGAAGUUUAUUAAGGGCGGAGCUUCCCUGGACCUGAAGGCGGUGCAGCCCAAGCCCUUCCGCUGGAUCCUCGACAUCACGUGGCUCAACCUGGUCGAACUCAGCAAGCUCCCUCAGUUCGUCAACAUCCUCAGCCAGAUAACGGAGAGCGAGCGAGACUGGAAGCAGUGGUUCGAGAAGGAAAAACCCGAGGAGGAGGAGCUGCCUUGUGGGUACUCGCGGUCCCUGGACAUGUUUCGACAGCUGCUUAUGCUUCGCUCCUGGUGUCCGGAUCGCACGCUGUCUCAGGCCCGCAGAUACAUCCGCAGUUCUCUCGGGGAACAGUUCGCCGACAGUGUUAUCCUGGACCUCGAAUCCACGUGGGAGGAAUCGGACAACCGAACGCCGCUAGUGUGCUUCCUGUCUCAGGGUUCGGAUCCGUCCGUUCAGAUCGAGACUUUGGCGAAGGCGAAGGAAAUGGAAAUCCGCUCGAUCUCCAUGGGCCAAGGGCAGGAAGCGCACGCACGCAGGUUGCUGACGGAGGCCAUGACAACCGGGAAGUGGCUCCUGCUGCAGAACUGCCACCUAAGCCUCGACUUCUGCCAGGAAAUGCUCGACACGGUCACCGAGUCGGAGAGCAUCCACAAGACGUUCCGGUUAUGGAUCACCACAGAGUUCCAUCAGUCGUUCCCCAUCGGAUUACUGCAGAUUUCCAUCAAGUUCACCAACGAACCUCCUCAGGGCAUCCGGGCCAGUCUCAAGAGGACGUAUGGAGAUGUCUCACAGGACCUGCUAGACUACUCCAACGCCCACCAGUGGCCGCGACUCCUCUACGCCACCGCCUUCCUCCACACGGUCGUCCAGGAGCGAAGGAAGUACGGCGCCCUCGGCUGGAACAUUCCCUACGAGUUCAACCAGGCGGACUUCCAAGCCUCCGUCCAGUUCAUCCAGAACCACCUGGAUGACAUGGACCCGAAGAAGGGUGUGUCUUGGGUUACCCUAUGUUACAUGCUUGGAGAAAUUCAAUAUGGCGGUCGAGUCACGGAGGACUUCGACAAGAGAUUGUUACUCACCUUCCUCCAUGUCUGGUUUAACGAGCGACUUCUGACUUCUGAAUUUAAGUUCUAUCAGGGUUACGGUCUGCCUUCGUGCAAAUGCCAAGCGGAGUACCUGGAAUUCAUUAACCUGCUUCCGACCACCGAUUCUCCGGAAGUCUUCGGCCUCCAUCCCAACGCUGACAUUACGUACCAGAUCAACACCGCUAAGAGCAUUUUGGACACCAUCCUCAGCAUGCAGCCGAAGGAAGGGGGCCAGAGAGGGGGUGAGACGAGAGAGGCUGUGGUUUCGAAACUUACCAACGAUAUGAUUGCUAAGUUGCCUAGAGACUACAUUCAGCAUGAGAUUCGCGAAGCCUUGCAGCGGAUGGGAGCCAUAUUGCCAAUGAACAUCUUUCUACGCCAAGAACUCGACCGGAUGUUGAAGGUGCUGAAGGUCGUCCGGCAGACGCUGAACGACCUCCUCCUGGCCAUCGAAGGAACCAUCAUCAUGAGUCCGUCCUUGAAGGAGAUGCUCGACGCCAUGCACGACGCGAGGAUCCCUGACAAGUGGCGGAAGGUGUCGUGGGAAUCCAGCACCCUUGGCUUCUGGUUCACGGAGCUUCUGGAAAGAGACCUACAGUUCCGUCGCUGGUACGUCCACGGGCGGCCGAAAGCUUUCUGGAUCACUGGCUUUUUCAACCCGCAAGGCUUCCUGACCGCCAUGAGACAGGAGGUGACGCGCCAACACAAGGGAUGGUCGCUGGACUGCGUCAUUCUGCAGAAUCUCGUAACACGUUUUAACCGCGAGGACAUACACGAGCCACCUCCCGAAGGCGUCUAUGUCUACGGCCUGUUCUUGGAGGGCGCGUCUUGGGACCGAAAACAAGGGAAACUUAUGGAAUCGAGAGCAAAGGUACUCUAUGAACCAAUGCCAGUGAUCUACUUAUACGCCGUGAAUACCACGAGUGGAAAGGAUCCUAAUCUUUAUGAGUGCCCCAUAUACAGGAAACCACAACGCACUGAUGCCACUUACAUAGGAUCAAUAGACUUGGAGACCGUGGACUUCCCUCCUUCGCAUUGGACUCUUAGAGGCGUUGCGUUGCUCUGUGAUAUCAAAUAAAUACCUUUUUUUUUUUAUAAGCAUGUUCGUUGCUUAUUGUAUCCGUCCAUCUGAAUGAAACUAAUAACUGCGAGUUGAAUUGAUAUGUGUGUCAUUCUGAAUUGAUUGUUGUUUUCUAAGAAUAGAAUCGUAAAGAAUGUAUUUAAACGUCUUAACAUCAUGAGUAAUUAAUUUCAUCGUAUACGUAGGAAUUGGACUUACCUAUUUUUAUUCAUAUUCCAUUAGAUAUCAAUGUACUUAUUUAUUUCAAUAGGCUUCUUAUAAUAUGGAAUAAUAUCAGAUUUUCUAUCAAAGUAGAUAUCGGACAUUAUAGAUUGUGUGUCAAUUCUGCUAAAUACUUGAUGAUAAUUUUGUGUCACGCGUUCGAGUGAACUAUCUAUUUGAACAGAUAGAUAGACUAUCCUGUAACAUCACGACUACAUUCGGCUAUGAAGAAAAUUGACUGAAUUCCAGGAAAACUGCAGCCUUCGGAAUGUCAAUUAAAUCAAAUUAAUGUAAGCACUGCCUGUCAGCUCCAGAGUGAAUUAUUUGCUCGUGGUUUGGCAAUAGUAUUGACCGUCUUCCCUCUCCCUGUGAAAAUAUUAGAUCAGUGAUCUCUCUUUUUCUUCUUAAUUUUUUGUAAGAUUAAUUACAAAAAAAAAUAUUAUUGUUUAAAGUCCUUACGUAUUAAGGACACAUAUUCCUGUAUCCAUUUUCCAAUUACAACCCUAUGAUGCUACUACA